UGAGAGGAGCGCGCGGCCGCGAGCGACCAAGGAGGGAAAGGGAGGAAGCGAGGGAAGAGGGCGUGCGGCCGUGGGGUCCGGGAGCCGGGCGGCAGCAGGGCGCCAGGGCCGUCGGGUGGGCUGAGGAGAAGCGUGCAUCGGGCGGCCGGCGCUGGCUCCCGCGGGCGGAAGACCGGAGCGGAGGAGGGGGAUCGCUGCGGCGCGGCAGUCCGCGCAGCUCCCGGGUCGGGGUCUCCUCCCGGCGCCUCGGUCGCCCGCGGGGCCCCGCUCCCCGCCCCCCGCGGUAUGUCUUGAUCUCGAGCAGCGGGUUUCAUGGGGCUCCUCAGGAUUAUGAUGCCGCCCAAGUUGCAGCUGCUGGCGGUGGUGGCCUUCGCGGUGGCGAUGCUCUUCUUGGAGAACCAGAUCCAGAAGCUGGAGGAGUCCCGGGCGAAGCUAGAAAGGGCAAUCGCAAGACAUGAAGUCCGGGAAAUUGAGCAGCGGCAUACAAUGGAUGGCCCUCGGCAAGAUGCAGCUUUCGAUGAAGAAGAUGAUAUAGUCAUCAUUUAUAACAGAGUCCCCAAGACUGCGAGCACCUCCUUUACCAACAUCGCCUAUGACUUGUGUGCGAAGAACAGAUACCAUGUUCUCCACAUCAACACUACCAAAAACAACCCAGUCAUGUCAUUGCAGGAUCAGGUACGCUUUGUAAAGAAUAUUACCACCUGGAACGAGAUGAAGCCAGGGUUUUAUCAUGGACACAUUUCUUAUUUGGAUUUUGCAAAAUUCGGUGUGAAGAAGAAGCCCAUUUAUAUUAAUGUCAUCAGGGACCCUAUCGAGAGGCUAGUUUCCUACUAUUACUUUCUGAGGUUUGGCGAUGAUUACAGACCAGGAUUAAGGAGACGGAAACAAGGAGACAAAAAGACCUUUGAUGAAUGUGUGGCUGAGGGCGGCUCAGACUGUGCUCCUGAGAAGCUCUGGCUUCAGAUCCCAUUCUUCUGUGGCCACAGCUCAGAGUGCUGGAACGUGGGAAGCAGAUGGGCUAUGGAUCAAGCUAAGUAUAACCUAGUUAAUGAGUACUUCCUGGUGGGAGUGACUGAAGAGCUGGAGGACUUCAUCAUGUUACUCGAGGCCGCUUUGCCCCGGUUUUUCCGGGGUGCUACAGACCUCUAUCGUACAGUAGGAAAGAAAUCCCACCUUAGGAAAACCACAGAGAAGAAACUGCCCACCAAGCAAACCAUCGCAAAGCUGCAGCAGUCUGACAUCUGGAAAAUGGAAAACGAGUUCUAUGAGUUUGCCCUGGAGCAGUUCCAGUUCAUCAGAGCCCACGCCGUCCGUGAGAAAGAUGGAGACCUCUAUAUCCUGACACAGAACUUUUUCUAUGAAAAGAUUUACCCGAAGUCGAACUGAGUACAGUGUGGCCAAAGCAGUCUUGAACUGAACUGGGCUCCGUCGUCACCUUGUCCUCAGCUCCCCACCUGCUUUGCUGAUAACGUGUCCGAGCCCGUUCUCGUUGGGCUGAGCUAGGGAACAGACAUGAAUGUCAAGAAACUAGAUGCUGAAUGGGAUGUCAGUGUUCUAAGGAGUUUUUAAGUGUAAGGCAUUGAUACUUUCUUGUUAUUUUGUUUUUAUUUCCGUGAUAAUUAUAAUCUCCUCCAGGUGAGGGAGAUCUCACAUCAGCUAAAAUACACCCAUGCAAGUUGAAUCAGGAGGCUGAAUACCAUUUCAGAAGAGGUUCUAUGAUUCUCUUGCUUUUGAUAAAGCCUUUUUGCACCUCUCUUUGGAUGAAGAUGAAUCUGUUUGCCACUUCACCUUCUAGAGGUUUCUGUUGCACACCUCUGCUGGAUAGUGCUAAUAACUUUGCCGUUAUCUGAUUUGUUUCUGUGAAUUGGGUCUCACAAAGUUUAUUGGAGUGUUUGAUCAUGGUUUCUCAGAACUAUUUCUGCUGUAGUUGGGUUUUCCCAUAUUCAUGUAGGCUUUAUAUUUUGGAUGAUCAUUAGUGUUAAAGAAAUCAACUUAAAACCAUGAAUAACACUGUAAAAAAAAAAAGACAAUGCUAAAGCAGUAUUCCUGAUGCCUGUCUCCCCAGUAUCUAAUAUUGGGGUGCGAUUUCUGAGAAUGUUGGCAUUAUCUGAAGCUUUCUUAGGGAUUUCCACAUAUUACUAUCAAAAAGUGAGUUUAGUAUUUUUUUCUCCAUGAAUUGUCUGUAACCCAGUACACUGAAGUGUCGGUGAUCCCAUAUGGUGUGCGAUCUGUCGGUGAGCUGUGAUACGGUAGGAUUUUCCUACUUCUGGACUUUUACCUGUAGACUAUUUUUACUACGGUGCUUUAUAAUGUGUUUUAAAGCAUUGCAUUUACAAAAGAAAAAAAGGAAAAUGCUGUAAAUAUUGCAUAUUUUAUGUAUUUGGACCAAAAAGUUACAAGUAAGUAGACAGAAGUGGUUUUGCACCAAUUUUAUUAUGUCGAGUAAAGUCAUCAGACCUGCUAUUCUUGUAUUUCUCAUUUAACUAACGUAGCCUUCCAAUUUUGAUAGAGAACAUUACUCACCCCGAGGCAGUAGCUGUAAUGAAAGAGUACUAGACAGCCUAAGCAUUUCAUCACUGGUUCCUGCUCUGUGUCUUCUAGCUGUGUGGUGUUAGGCAAGUCACUUGGCCUCUCUCGGCUCAGUUUCCUUAUCUUGAGAUUAGGGUACUAGCUGCUGUGUCUACCUCACAGGGCUGUUGUGAGGACCACGCUGGCCUGGUGAGAGCACUUGGGAGCUGUCCAGUGCUGUUUGAAUGGAACUAUCUCUAGCAUAUAGUUUCGUACUUUCCAUUCUUUUAACAACGAAAACUUUUAAGCUUUAUGAGAAAAAACCCCUUUAUCUUGGUAUGUUUGUGUUUGAUAACUACCCUCUCUGUGUUUAUCCUCUGUGCUUCGGCAACUAUUGAAAUGUGAGACACCUGUGAACUCCAGCGACUCAGGACCUUUCUCUUUCUCAGCUGACGAGGAGCACGAAACUCUUCCUCAAACUCGAAAGACGUCCCUGUUUUCAUUUGACCUUGUCAAAAAUGGUGGCUGUUUUACACCUACGGUUUCUAAAGUAUGCUUUGUAGAGUUAAAAUUUCCAUAUUAAUUCUUCACCUUCUCCCUCUGCAGAUUCAGAAUUCAGAGUCCUCUCAGCCCGGCUUUUCUAAAGGGGAGUACCUACUUACAUGUUUAACUUUCCUGCACAGCACCUCAUCAAACAAAGCAUUUUCAACAGAAGGCUUUAAAGGUUAUUUAUUGUUUAAUAAGAGGGGCAAAAAGCACUGCAUCAGAAAGCACUUAUAAAGACUAAAGGAAUGACGGUGUCGCCCUGCCCACCAACACGAAAAUGUUCAGAGAACAUAGCAGCAUUUUUUCCUUUCCUCCCUACCCCUCCUUCCCAGCGAAAGUUUCCAAGUAGCUGCUAAAAACAAAGUUUUUUUAAUUUUGUUUUUUCUUUUCUCCCCCCCCCCCUCAAAGCUAAAGAACUAUUUUCAGGUAUACAUUUGGCUGUUGAGUAAAUCUGAGGUUAUUCUUGGGAGUCGUAGCAAAAGUCUUUUAGGUAAUUAGGGUAACACGUAGUAAACUAGCCGGGGCGUCCCAGAAGCUGUUCUCGUAAAAGACUAGAGGAAAUACUCAUCUGUCGCAACCUCAGCUCUCAGUGUUGCAGGGAAACUUCACAAACAAUAUAGAGACCGAUGACCAUGGCUAUGGCCCAGUUAAACUUUCGUUUACAAAACAGACAGCACAGCCGGGGAUGGUGGCGCACGCCUUUAAUCCCAGCACUUGGGAGGCAGAGGCAGGCGGAUCUCUGUGAGUUCAAGACCAGGCUGGUCUACAGAGCUAGUUCCAGGACAGGCUCCAAAGCCACAGAGAAACCCUGUCUCGAAAAACAAAAACCAGACAGCGUGAGUGUGGACAUGAGCUUCAGGCCCCUGUGCUGUGAGAAGUCACAUAGGGAAGCCGUGGCUGUGUCUGACCCAAAUUCCCAGUGAGUUUCUCUACCACCCAGAGCUCCCAGAUUCCGACCCGAGAACUGCGUUCUGCCUCAGUGUCACCUGUGGGUCCUUCCAUUUUAUGUCCAUCGCUUCCAGGUGACCGCGUUUUCCUAAUUUACCGGUUCAAAAUUGGGACAUUUCUUUUAUCUCUUUUUGGAGUGAAUGGGUUCAGAGUAUCCUUUCCAAGGACUGGGAAAAGGUGGAUUUGCUUCUGUUUGAUUCAGUUUAAUCCUAGGAGUCUGAGUCCUUAGAGUAUAUAACUUUAUAAUCAAAUAAAUAGAACCUCUGAAUCGAUGUGUAUUUUUUAAACGUGGCAAAUGUGCUUUUCCUUUUUUUAGCCUUUGUGUUUUUUUCAGUAAUUUGACCAUAGGGAGAUUGUUUUUAUAUGACAGUAAAACAAACUAACAAAUUUGAAUUUUGAAGAUAAUGUAUAUGUGUACAUGUAUCUAUAUAUCUAUGUUUAUUUCCUACAAGACAAGGGGUAGCUUUGUGUUCAACUUGUACCAACUGUUUUCUUAUUGCUGUGAAAUGGCAGCUGUUGAUAAAUCAUUGUGUUUUAAAAUGUUGUGGGAGGAUAUAUUUGGUUUUUACCGGCUUUAUUCUGUAAAGUGUCACUUAAAUAUAUCUGAUAGCAACACUUGAAG
This is a messenger RNA of Microtus ochrogaster (prairie vole), 4624 nucleotides long. It is a transcript of the gene Hs2st1, whose product is annotated as heparan sulfate 2-O-sulfotransferase 1. NCBI's taxonomy places the organism in Eukaryota, Metazoa, Chordata, Mammalia, Rodentia, Cricetidae. Gene Ontology annotation, molecular function: heparan sulfate 2-sulfotransferase activity. Gene Ontology annotation, cellular component: membrane. The record is from RefSeq and is a predicted model, not a curated record.